This is a messenger RNA of Leptopilina heterotoma, 2531 nucleotides long. It is a transcript of the gene E(z), whose product is annotated as histone-lysine N-methyltransferase E(z)-like. Gene Ontology annotation, biological process: chromatin remodeling. The transcript has 11 exons. Gene Ontology annotation, molecular function: histone methyltransferase activity; protein binding. The record is from RefSeq and is a predicted model, not a curated record. The coding region runs from base 79 to 2325 and encodes 748 amino acids. Lineage: Eukaryota; Metazoa; Arthropoda; Insecta; Hymenoptera; Figitidae.
AGCACUCCGACAGCCUGACAGUAUUAAAUACGCUUAUGUCAAAAGAUACUACGUAAAUUAUUAUAUUUAUUUAUCAAAAUGUCAAAAAUUAAAGUCACAAUGGAAUGGAAAAAGCGCGUCAAGUCCGAAUAUAUGCGACUUCGACAAAUGAAGAGAUUUAGACGCGCUGAAGAAGUUAAAUUGGCAUGGAACCAUAAUAGAAAGGUUAUGACAGAAUUGCUGGAUAUUGAGAACAAAUAUUGGGCAGAAGGAAAAGCAAUGUGGUUUGCAAAACAAGAAACGCAUGUUCCUAGUAUGAAAAAGGCUGAAAUUAAUAAUGGCGAAGGAGACGUUCAAAAUUGUUCGAUAAAAAUAUUAAAUUCAGUAACACCGAUACCAACAAUGUACACCUGGGCUCCAAUUCAAAAUAAUUUUAUGGUUGAAGAUGAGACUGUUUUACACAACAUUCCUUACAUGGGUGAUGAAAUUCUCGAUCAAGAUGGCACAUUUAUCGAGGAAUUAAUCAAGAAUUACGAUGGAAAAGUUCAUGGGGAUAGAGAAUCAGGCUUCAUGGACGAUGCAAUUUUCGUAGACUUGGUGAAUGCUUUAUCCAACUGUGAGAAAGAAGAUAAAGAGAAAGAAGCACCAAAGAAAGUGAAGGAAUCUCUAAAAGAGAAGGAGAAUAAUAAAAGUGAUGAUAAAGAGAAAGGUGAUGAACAAUCGCAAAAAAAUUAUCCUUCAAGUGUUCCCUUUCCAUCUAUGCAAGUCUUCUAUGCAAUUCACAGUAUGUUUCCCGAUAAAGGAAAACCAGACGAACUCAAAGAAAAAUACAUCGAACUAACCGAAAGAUCCGAUCCAAAUGCUCUACCACCCGAGUGCACACCGAAUAUUGAUGGAAUUAACGCCAAAAGUGUUUCUCGAGAACAGGCUAUGCACUCUUUUCACACUCUCUUUUGUCGUCGAUGUUUCAAAUACGAUUGCUUCUUACAUCGUCUGCAAACCUCUCAUCCGGGACCAAGUGCACAGAAGCGUAAAGGCCCCGACAUGAAAUCUUUUCCUGAACCCUGUGGUCCUGAAUGUUACAUUCAUUUAGAGGGAAUAAAAGAGAAAUUAGCAGCACAAGCAGCUGACGUAAAAGAAGAGGAUGGAGAAGAGAAAAAAGGUGGUCCUAGAAAAGUUCGUAAACAAACAAGUGUCGAUUCGGGAAACGAGGCUAGUAGUGAGGACAGCAACGACAGUAAUAAAUAUCUACAAGGAGAAGGUUGUCCAGACUUCUCCCAAAAUGUGAAUAAAGAUUCCAAGCCCGAUGAAACAAUUGACGAUCAAAAGCAACUUGAAAAUCAAACACCCUUCUCUCUAAUGACAACGGAUCAUCGAGCAACAAUGGAGAGUAAAUUCUCCUGGACCGGCUCUGAACAAAGCAUAUUUCGUGCACUCCACAAAGCCUUUCCCGGAAAUCCUUGUGCUUUAGCUCAAAUAAUGUUGACCAAAACUUGUCAAGAAGUCUACAAAUUUUCCCAAAAAGAAGCAGCCGACAUUCCGGCCGUCGAGAGCCUAAAGGACCUAACACCACCCAGAAAGAAGAAGAAAAAGCAUCGUCUCUGGUCGAUGCAUUGCAGAAAAAUACAACUCAAGAAAGAUUCUGGUGCAAAUCAUGUCCACAAUUUCUCUCCCUGCGACCAUCCAAAUCAACCAUGCGACAAUUCGUGUCCCUGCAUUCAAGCGCAGAAUUUCUGCGAAAAAUUCUGUCAAUGCAGCAGCGAAUGUCAGAAUCGAUUUCCCGGUUGUCGAUGUAAAGCUCAAUGUAACACUAAACAAUGUCCGUGCUAUUUAGCGGUACGAGAAUGUGAUCCAGAUUUAUGUCAAACUUGUGGUGCUGAUCAAUUUCAUAUUACGAAAAUAUCGUGUAAAAAUGUUAGCGUUCAACGUGGACUCAAUAAACACUUAUUAAUGGCACCGUCUGACGUUGCUGGCUGGGGAAUUUUCCUAAAAGAAUCCGCGGGAAAGAAUGAAUUUAUCUCCGAAUAUUGUGGAGAAAUUAUAAGUCAAGAUGAGGCCGACAGACGAGGCAAAGUCUAUGACAAAUACAUGUGCAGCUUUCUGUUUAAUCUAAAUAAUGAUUUUGUCGUUGACGCGACUAGGAAAGGAAAUAAAAUAAGAUUUGCAAAUCAUUCUAUUAAUCCUAAUUGUUAUGCCAAAGUUAUGAUGGUAAAUGGCGAUCAUAGAAUUGGCAUUUUUGCGAAAAGGGCAAUUCAACCUGGCGAAGAAUUGUUCUUUGAUUAUAGAUAUGGACCAACAGAACAACUGAAAUUUGUUGGCAUUGAACGUGAAAUGGAAUUUCUGUAAUUAAAUUAGAGAUCUACUCGAACAAAAUCGAAUUAAAUUAGCCAAUUCCGAAGUUGAAUUUUGGAAUUUUCAAUUGGUCAGUUAUUAUUGUAAAUGUACGUUUUAAAUUAUUAAAUUAUACAUUUAAUAAAUAAUUUAUACCUUAAAUUAUACUUUUACCGAAUAAUUUAUAUUUUUCAAAUUCUACUUUUAAUAAAUAAUUUAUA